Rhipicephalus microplus (southern cattle tick) is the source of this 1793-nucleotide messenger RNA. RefSeq lists its product as uncharacterized. The record is from RefSeq and is a predicted model, not a curated record. NCBI's taxonomy places the organism in Eukaryota, Metazoa, Arthropoda, Arachnida, Ixodida, Ixodidae.
AGACGGCGCCUGCCACGUCUGCUCCGUGGGCAGCUUCAACGAUCGCCACGGCGCUCUCUGUUGCCAGCGCUGUCCCUUCCUCUACGUCACAUGGGGCCGUGGUGCCACGUCGAGGAAAGAGUGCUCUGGUACGCACUCGUCAAGUUUUCCGGACCAAUCGUCCUCGACAACCUGUGCGAGUACGUAUCGAAAGAAGCCAGCGCCUCCAAGUCGGGACCGGGCGCCGACGCCCGCGACGAUGACACGGACGACGGCAUGCCAGACGACGUGUUCGACGGCAUCUCGAAGCUAGUGGCUCGCCUCAAGAGACGCAAGUUGCCGGAGGCCUCGGGCGAAGAAGGCAUCCCACUUCUGCCAACUUCGAAGUCGUCCCUGGCUCUCGUAUCGGAGAGCUCGAACGAAGACGGUGACUUGAGUGCCGUCCGCUUCGACGAGGAUACCUCCGUGGAUGCAACGGACGAUGCUCCGCAGAACACGUCACGUGGCUCGAACGAAGACGACGACCAGAGCACCGCCUGUUUCGACGAGGAGACCUCCGUGGAUGCAACGGACGAUGCCCCGCAGCCCACGUCAGAGGGCUCGAAUGAAGUCGACGAUGGUGACCAGAGCACCGUCUUCGACGAGGACACAUCCGUGGAUGACACGGACAAUAUUCCACAGAUCGUGCCUGUACUUCCUGCUCGACGUCCGAAACGCCCGAGCAUCAUAACACUGGGAGCGCUGGCUUCUGGUGAUGACGAUUACGUCGACCUUGACAAGCAACCCCUUCGCGAACGAUACGGUACUUCGCCGGAAAAGGCGUCUUCGGAGUCUGACGUCGCGCUCGUUGGAAGUCCCGAGGAAGACUGGCUCUCGUCCGGCAGACGACGCUGGAUCGGUCGUUAUGACGUCACCGUGGCGCGGGCGUCCAAGUGCGAGGAACGACGUUUCCUAACGACCACCGCGCUCUCCGAUGGUCGAUGUUCCGAACUAAGCGGUGGUGCGACUUCGUUGCCGGAACAGCGAGCGACGUACGACCUGUUCCUUGAGCGUUGGUCGAGUCGCGCGACGGCGGACGACACCAGUGAAGUAUCGUUCAUGUCGGAUUGCUCUCGAAAUUACCCAAUGGACACAAACGCUUGCGGAAGCUCCACGCGUAGCAGUGGCAGCUGUAACAGAGGGUCCCAAGACGCGCGGUUCUAUAGAGGACCUCUAAAGUAUCAACCGCAAAGUUCCGGAACAACGCUAGCCAGCGCACACUCUUCGUCGGAUCGUCACGUCAUUAGCAUAGCUCCGACUUGGAACUUAGUUUCCGGACAUCACAAAACGAAACGCGGUCGAAAGCCAGCGAGCUGCGAUGAACUCGCGUCCGAAAAAAACCUGAACCCGAGCGCACCUGCAGGCGAUAAAUUGGUCGAAGCACGUGGGUUCUGUCACGGCAAGAUGGACAACAUGAAUAGCGAAGAUGACGUCAUUGGCUUGUUUAGUGCAUCAUCGGAAAGCGGUGAAUCAGAAGCGGCUUCGAGCACACAAACUCGUGACGCAGCUGAUGCGUAGCUGGCGAACUGUAUGCUCCGAGGAUUACGUCACGGCGAGCGAACUGAUGACGUUUCGGAAUCCGCCGAGAGUGAUCGACAUUCGAUGAUUCCAGAGGUCGACUCUUCUGAUGAGACAUUUCUUGGGGAAGAGGUCGAAUAUAGGGAGCCAGGUAUUAGGUGGACAACCCAGAGCGGCCAUAGCAAAACGACACAGACGCUUGAUAUAGUAGUCCACGAAAGUUACCGAGGUUUGUUUUUACAUCGCUGCUAAGUAAA